Molecule: messenger RNA, 2288 nt
Organism: Phacochoerus africanus (Common warthog)
Lineage: Eukaryota; Metazoa; Chordata; Mammalia; Artiodactyla; Suidae
Gene: GCGR
Product: glucagon receptor
Exons: 13
Coding region: 169-2040 (623 amino acids)
Biological process (GO): cell surface receptor signaling pathway; adenylate cyclase-activating G protein-coupled receptor signaling pathway
Cellular component (GO): plasma membrane
Molecular function (GO): glucagon receptor activity; peptide hormone binding
Source: RefSeq, a predicted model, not a curated record
CGCGCUGCUGGCGCGGGGCGCGGGCGCGGAGCUGGCGCCGACCCUGAUCCGGCAGCGCCGCGGAGACGGGCGGCCGCCAGCCCCCGGCCCGAGCGCGCGGAGGACGGCGGGGGGGCGCCGAGCGACCGGAGCCGCGCGCGGCGAGCCCUUGGGCCGGACACCGAGGGCAUGUUCCCGGCCGCGGGCCGAAGGCGGGAGCGCGGGACCGGCCGGCGCCGACCCCUAAGACCCGAGGCCUGCGUGUGCCACGAGGACCUCUUUGCCCCGCGCUCAACCCCAGCCGGAUGUGGGGGGCAGCUGCCCGGAGGCAUGCCCCCCGCCCGGCUGCGCCACCCCCACCUCCUCCUGCUGCUGCUGCUGGCCUGCCAGCCACAGGCCCCCGCCGCGCAGGCGAUGGACUUCCUCUUCCAGAAGUGGAAGCUCUACGGCGACCAGUGUCUCCGCAACCUGAGCCUGCUGCCCCCGCCCACCGAGCUGGUCUGUAAUAGAACCUUCGACAAGUACUCCUGCUGGCCUGACACCCCUCCCAACACCACGGCCAACAUCUCCUGCCCCUGGUACCUGCCCUGGUACCACAAAGUGCAGCACCGCCUCGUCUUCAAACGGUGUGGGCCCGAUGGGCAGUGGGUGCGUGGGCCGCGGGGGCAGCCGUGGCGCAACGCCUCCCAGUGCCAGGUGGACGACGAGGAGCUUGGGGUCCAGAGGGAGGUGGCUGAGAUGUACAGCAGCUUCCAGGUGAUGUACACGGCCGGCUACUCCCUGUCCCUCGGGGCCCUGCUCCUGGCCCUGGCCAUCCUGCUGGGCCUCAGCAAGCUGCACUGCACCCGAAACUACAUCCACGCGAACCUGCUUGCGUCCUUCGUGCUCAGGGCCAGCUCCGUGCUGGCCCUCGACGCGCUCCUCAAGACCCGCUACAGCCAGCGGCUUGGGGACGACCUCAGUGUGAGCAUCUGGCUGAGUGCCGAGGCGGUGGCCGGCUGCCGGGUGGCCGCGGUGUUCAUGCAGUACGGCGUCGUGGCCAACUACUGCUGGCUGCUGGUGGAGGGCGUGUACCUGCACAGCCUGCUGCGCCAGGCCACCAUCCCCGAGAGAAGCUGCUUCCCCCUCUACUUGGCCAUCGGCUGGGGUGCCCCCAUGCUGUUCGUCAUCCCCUGGGCGGUGGUCAAGUGUCUGUUUGAGAACAUCCAGUGCUGGACCAGCAAUGACAACAUGGGCUUCUGGUGGAUCCUGCGCUUCCCCGUCUUCCUGGCCAUCCUGGUGAGGGGACCAGCCACCCGCUGGCAGCGCAGGGAGGGCUCAGAGGCUGCUGCAGUUGGCCGCCCAGCCCCUUCCUUCCUCGCUGGCCUGCAGCAGCCCGAGGAGACAGACAGCACCCUGCCCGAGUGGAGAGGGAGGGAGGCCUGGCACUCCGCCAGGACACUGGCCGGCACCCAUCCCUGGCCGGGCACCCGCAGCCCCAGGGCCCCGGGAGCCAGGGCGGGGCUGGCCGCAGACCCGCCUCGCAGAGGGACAGGCUGGGGCCGGGCUCUUCUGUGUCCCCACGUGCAGGUCAACUUCUCCAUCUUCAUCCGCGUCCUCCACGUGCUGGCGGCCAAGCUGCGAGCCCAUCAGAUGCGCUGCACUGACUACAAAUUCCGGCUGGCCAGGUCCACGCUGACGCUCAUCCCGCUGCUGGGGGUCCACGAGGUGGUGUUUGCCUUCGUGACGGACGAGCACGCCCAGGGCGCCCUGCGCUCCGCCAAGCUCUUCUUUGACCUCUUCCUCAGCUCCUUCCAGGGCCUGCUGGUGGCGGUUCUCUACUGUUUCCUCAACAAGGAGGUGCAGGCGGAGCUGCUGCGGCGCUGGCACCGCUGGCGAGAGGGCAAAGCAUUGCAGAAGGCACACCGCGUUGGCAGCCACUCGGCCCGGCCCCCCAGCGGUCCCCCCAGCGAGAAGCUGCUGCUCUCGACGGGUGGCAGCAGCAAUGGCACCAGCCAGGAGCCCUCUGCAGAGACCCGCUUGGCCAGCGGCCUCCCUGGAGUGGUCGAGAACCCCUUCUGAAGCCGCUGCAACUCCAGCCGGGGCUGGACUCUGGUGCCCAAAGAGCAUGUUGCCAAACAAUCCCGAGCUGGUGCCCAACAGAGGCUGGAGGCAUGGGAGCCAGACAGUGCCCCACUGCCCAUGUGUCCCUGGUGUGGUGGUCUGAGAGCACCUGCUCUGUGCCCAGCGGUGGGGACAGGAAGCUGUCCCGUGAACGCGCGCCUGAGUUAGGGGAAACUUGAGUCAGGCAAUAAAGAGCUCUGUGCACA